AUGGUGGUGGAGGAAGAUGUUGAGGAGAAAAAAACAAUCCUAAUUUUAUUUUUUGUCUUUCUGCUUCUCUAUCUCUCAUUUUCUCUCUCUCUCUCUCUCUCUAUCUAUCACAUUCUGUUCAUUAUCUAUCUAUCUAUCUAUCUAUGUCAUUUUGUUCAAAUCUAUCUGUAUCAAUCUAUCUAUCUAUCUAUCUAUCUAUCUAUCUAUCUAUCUAUCUAUGUCAUUCUGUUCAAAUCUAUCUAUCUAUCUAUCUAUCUAUCUAUCUAUCUAUCUAUCUAUCUAUCUAUCUGUCAUUCUGUUCAAAUCAAUCUAUCUAUCUAUCUAUCUAUCUAUCUAUCUAUCUAUCUAUCUAUGUCAUUUUGUUUAAAUCUAUCUGUCUCAAUCUGUUAUCUAUCUAUCUAUCUAUCUAUCUAUCUAUCUAUCUAUCUAUCUAUGUCAUUCUGUUCAAAUCUAUCUAUCUAUCUAUCUAUCUAUCUAUCUAUCUAUCUAUCUAUCUAUCUAUCACACAGUCUCUUCAUAUUUAUCUACAUACCUUAUAGAUCUAUCUUAUAG
Messenger RNA from Acanthosepion pharaonis, 552 nucleotides. The record is from the annotation of a GenBank genome assembly. NCBI's taxonomy places the organism in Eukaryota, Metazoa, Mollusca, Cephalopoda, Sepiida, Sepiidae.